Molecule: messenger RNA, 1162 nt
Organism: Morus notabilis
Lineage: Eukaryota; Viridiplantae; Streptophyta; Magnoliopsida; Rosales; Moraceae
Product: protein SRG1
Exons: 4
Coding region: 59-1162 (367 amino acids)
Source: RefSeq, a predicted model, not a curated record
AUUCACAAAAUUCCUUUCUCUGUAGAUAAUAAAUUGGAGUUAAUUAAGCUAAUUAGCUAUGGCCGAAGCGACCUCAAUAGCAAAGCUGGGGGGAUCUCUUGCAGUUCCUUCAGUUCAGGAGUUAGCGAAGGAGACAACAACACUGAAAGCUGUCCCAGAACGAUAUGUGCGUCGUGAUCAAGACCCGACUUUCAUACCCAAUAUCACUUCUUUGCCACAAGUUCCUGUUAUCGACAUGAACAACUUACUUUCUUUGGAAAAAGAUGUCCUCCAAUCGGAGCUUCAAAAGCUUCAUCUUGCUUCCAAGGAAUGGGGCUUCUUCCAGUUGAUAAAUCAUGGAGUGAGUUCUUUGGUGGUGGAGGGUGUGAAGACAGGGAUUAAAGAAUUGUUCAACCUCCCAAUGGAAGAGAAAAAGAAGUUUUGGCAACAACCAGGCGACAUGGAGGGUUUUGGACAAGCCUUCGUUGUCUCUGAUGACCAAAAACUUGAUUGGGCAGACACCUUCCACUUGUUCACCCUGCCAAAACAUUUCAGGAAACCCCACUUAUUGGCCAAAUUUCAUCCCCAAUUCAGAUAUUCCAUAGAAACUUACUCAGCCGAGCUAGAAAAAAUCGCAAACACAAUCCUUGACCUAAUGGCAAAGGCUCUAAAAAUGGAACCUCAUGAAAUGAGGGAGCUAUUUGAUAAUGGCGGGCAGACUUUGAGGAUGAACUACUACCCUCCAUGUCCACAAGCGGAUCUUGUGAUCGGCCUCAACCCGCAUUCCGAUGCCACCGGCCUCACCAUCCUCCUCCAGAUCAAUGAAACCGAAGGCCUCCAGAUUAGAAAGGACGGGAUGUGGAUUCCUGUUAAACCGCUCCCUAAUGCUUUCAUUGUCAACGUUGGAGACAUUUUAGAGAUUCUGACGAAUGGGAUAUACCGUAGCAUUGAGCACCGUGCUACAGUAAACAUAGGAAAGGAACGGCUCUCAUUGGCCACAUUUUACAACCCCAAAAUAGAUGGAGAAGUGGGUCCCGCACCAAGCCUUAUAACUCCGCAAACUCCACCAUUGUUCAGAAGAAUUGGCGUUGCAGAUUACUUCAAGGGAUAUUUUUCACGUGAACUCAGCGGUAAAUCAUACGUCGAUGUGAUGAGGAUCAAUAAUGACGAAAAUAAAGUCUAA